Acanthopagrus latus (yellowfin seabream) is the source of this 7294-nucleotide messenger RNA. RefSeq names its product phospholipid-transporting ATPase ID-like. Gene Ontology annotation, cellular component: plasma membrane. NCBI's taxonomy places the organism in Eukaryota, Metazoa, Chordata, Actinopteri, Spariformes, Sparidae. The record is from RefSeq and is a predicted model, not a curated record. The transcript has 28 exons. Gene Ontology annotation, biological process: phospholipid translocation; Golgi organization. Gene Ontology annotation, molecular function: ATP binding; magnesium ion binding; ATPase-coupled intramembrane lipid carrier activity. The coding region runs from base 203 to 3832 and encodes 1209 amino acids.
AUGAGAGAGGGAGGGGAGCCGAGAGGCGGGUAGUGGGAAGCCCAGGAGGGAAACACUGGCCCUCCUCUCCUCUCGUAGUUGAGAGAUUUUUCUUGUUUAUCCGCAGGAGCCGCUGGCGACGCACGGCGCAGCGCACGGAGCCAGCCCGGGACGCACGGCUGGUGUGAUGGAUAGAUAGCAGGAGGAGGACGAGGAAUAGAAGAUGUCGUUCUUUGGCAUGGACUGCGUCAGGAAGAAAGAGAGAGAGGUGGAGAGGAAACUCCGAGCCAACGACCGCGACUACAACCUCUCCUUCAAAUAUGCAACGAACGCCAUCAAGACCUCCAAGUACAACCCCUUCACCUUCCUACCUCUUAACCUGUUUGAGCAGUUCCAGAGGAUUGCUAACGCCUACUUCCUGUUUCUGCUGGUGCUCCAGGUGAUUCCUCAGAUCUCCUCCCUGUCCUGGUUCACCACAGUCGUGCCUCUGAUUCUCGUGCUGUCAGUCACUGCUCUCAAGGAUGCCACUGAUGAUAUUAAUCGCCACCGGAGUGACAAUCAAGUCAACAACAGAAAAGUUCAAGUCCUUAUCGAUAGAAAACUGCGGAGCGAGAAAUGGAUGGACGUCCAGGUCGGAGACAUCAUCAAGCUGGAAAACAACCAGUUUGUCACCGCGGACCUCCUGUUGCUCUCCAGCAGUGAACCUCUCAACCUGGUGUACAUCGAGACAGCAGAACUGGAUGGAGAGACCAACUUGAAGGUGAGACAGGCUCUGACCGUGACAGGAGACCUGGGAGACGAUAUCGAAAAACUGGCAGAUUUCAACGGCGAGGUACUCUGCGAACCCCCCAACAACCGCCUGGACCGCUUCACGGGAACGCUAACCUACGCCGGUCAGAAAUACCCGCUGGACAACGAGAAGAUCCUGCUGCGUGGCUGCACCCUGAGGAACACGGAGUGGUGCUUUGGACUGGUGCUGUUCGGAGGUCCAGAGACGAAGCUGAUGCAAAACUGUGGAAAGACCACAUUCAAGAGGACCAGUAUAGACCGUCUGAUGAAUUUCCUAGUCAUUUGUAUUUUUGCCUUCCUGGCCUUCAUGUGCAUCAUCUUGGCAAUAGGAAACUACGUCUGGGAGCUGAACGAAGGCUCACACUUCACAGUUUUCCUGCCCAGACAAGAUGACAACGCUGCCGGCUUCUCCGCCUUCCUCACAUUCUGGUCCUACGUCAUCAUCCUCAACACUGUGGUGCCCAUCUCUCUCUAUGUUAGUGUGGAGAUCAUCCGGCUGGGGAACAGCUUCUACAUCGAAUGGGACAGGAAGAUGUACUACGCACGGAAAGACACCCCCGCCGAGGCGCGUACCACCACACUGAACGAGGAGCUGGGCCAAAUCAAGUACAUCUUCAGCGACAAAACAGGGACGCUCACCCAGAACAUCAUGAUCUUCAACAAGUGCUCCAUCAACGGCAAAUCUUACGGGGACGUGUAUGAUUACAUGGGUCAAAGACUGGAAAUAAAUGAGCACACAGAUACGGUGGACUUCUCCUUCAACCCGCUGGCCGACCCGCGCUUCAUGUUCCACGACCACGCCCUGGUGGAGGCGGUGAAGCUGGAGAACCCAGAGGUCCACGCCUUCUUCAGGCUGCUGGCACUCUGCCACACCGUCAUGGCCGAGGAGAAGAAAGAAGGAGAGAUUUUCUACCAGGCCCAGUCUCCAGAUGAGGGAGCGUUGGUAACGGCGGCCAGAAACUUUGGAUUUGUCUUCCGCUCGCGUACACCAGACAGCGUAUCCAUCGUGGAGAUGGGACGGCAGCGCAGCUAUGAGCUCCUCGCCAUCCUGGACUUCAACAACGUCCGCAAGAGGAUGUCCGUCAUAGUACGGAGUCCAGAGGGGAAACUCUCUCUCUACUGUAAAGGUGCAGACACGAUCAUCUAUGAGAGGCUGCAUCAGUCCUGCAGCAAGCUGAUGGACGUCACGACAGAGCACCUUAACGAGUUUGCUGGCGAUGGCCUUCGGACUCUGGCGCUGGCCUAUAAGGAUUUAGAUGAGGAGUAUUUCAACCAGUGGAAACAGCGCCACCAUGAGGCCAGCACGGAGAUGGACGACCGAGAGAGCAAACUGGACCAGCUGUACGAGGAGAUAGAGAAGGAUCUGCUGCUGCUUGGAGCAACAGCCAUAGAAGACAAGCUGCAAGACGGAGUACCUCAGACGAUUGAGCAGCUGUCCAAAGCCGACAUCAAAAUCUGGGUUUUGACUGGUGACAAGCAAGAAACUGCAGAAAACAUUGGUUACUCAUGCAACUUGUUGCGGGAGGAAAUGAACGAUGUCUUCAUCGUUUCGGGCAACUCGUCUGAGGAUGUCAGACAGGAACUGAGGAAUGCGCGGACCUCCAUGAAACCGGACGUGGUGGAGGAUUCAGUGUUUCUGUCAGAGAGGACGCUGGGUAAAAGUGUGAAAGUGGUGACGGACGAGGUGGCCAACGGAGAGUACGGCCUGGUGAUCAACGGGCACAGCCUGGCCUACGCCCUUGAACGCAGCACGGAGCUGGAGUUCCUGAAGACAGCGUGCAUGUGUAAGGCAGUGAUCUGCUGCAGGGUCACUCCUCUGCAGAAGGCUCAGGUGGUCGAGCUGGUCAAGAAGUACAAGCAGGCAGUCACACUGGCCAUCGGAGAUGGAGCCAACGAUGUCAGCAUGAUCAAAGCGGCACAUAUAGGUGUGGGCAUCUCAGGCCAGGAGGGGAUGCAGGCCGUGCUGUCCAGCGACUACUCUUUCGCCCAGUUCCGCUUCCUUGAGCGCCUCCUGCUGGUGCACGGCCGCUGGUCCUACCUGCGCAUGUGCAAGUUCCUGCGCUACUUCUUUUACAAGAACUUCACCUUCACCUUCGUUCACUUCUGGUACGCCUUCUUCUGCGGCUUCUCUGCACAGACGGUGUAUGAUGAGUGGUUCAUAACACUCUACAACCUGAUGUACACAGCACUACCUGUCCUGGGGAUGAGCCUGUUUGAUCAGGAUGUGAACGACGUAUGGAGCUUCCAGCAUCCUCAACUCUACGUCCCCGGUCAACUCAACCUCUACUUCAGCAAGAAGGCCUUCUUCAAGUGUGCCCUCCACAGUGGCUACAGCUCCAUGGUGCUCUUCUUCAUCCCCUACGCAGCCAUGUACGACACCGUGAGGGACGACGGGAAGGACGUCGCUGACUACCAGUCCUUCGCCCUCCUCACCCAGACGUGUCUGCUGUUUGCCGUCAGCAUCCAGUUGGGGUUCGAGAUGUCUUACUGGACGGCGGUGAAUACUUUCUUCGUGUUGGGCAGUCUGGCCAUGUACUUCGCCGUCACGUUCACCAUGUACAGUAACGGCAUGUUUCUCGCGCUGCCCUCGGCCUUCCCUUUCAUAGGAACAGCCCGAAACUCUCUGAACCAGCCCAACAUCUGGCUGACGAUCCUCCUCACCUCAAUCCUGUGUGUCCUUCCUGUGGUUACCUACCGCUUCCUGUUGAUUCAGCUCUGCCCCAGCAUCAAUGACAAGGUGAUGUUCAAGGUGAGACAGGCCAAAGCAGCACCUCCCCCUCCAACACGACGAACCCGCAUCCGCCGCACCAGCUCCCGCCGUUCAGGCUACGCCUUCUCGCACGCGCAGGGCUACGGGGACCUGGUGACGUCAGGCCGGUUCCUGCGGCGUCCCGCUGUGCGAUCUUCAGGUUUCACUCACGUGGGUCGCACCACCACGGGCUUCAGUCCCAUGGGACGAUCGGCAGGGUACAGCCCGACAGGACGCCCCCAGACUGCCAAGGUCCCAGAUGUGGAGGUGACAUCGCUGCAGAUGUACAGGACUAUCAGAGAUCCUGCCCUCUGACGGAAGGAGAAAUAAUGCCAACUGCACAGCUGCAUGCGGCUGGCAGUCAGAGGUGUUUGAGGCUCUCAUUUUUUCUUGUGUUACCAUGAGGAAUCGAAGAUUUUUCAAGAUCCAUCUCUGAUUUGCUCAGUAGCCUAAGGCAAGGGUUGAAAAAUGCAUGACGUUUGCUCUAAGCCUUGUAUUUUGUAAUGUAAGUUUUAUCAAAGGGAACUACAGCAAAAUGUGUUGCCACUUGUGAUUGGAUACUUCCCUCAGACUGUGAGUGUUCAUGUAAAACAUGCCUCAUGCAGAGGUAACACAAGAGGUUUGACUAAUGAAGUCUUUCUGACACUAGAAACAGUAACAGGGUGAUUCAUCUUCAAACAGGAGCUACCACAGAAUGACAAAGUGUCAUCAUGUUUACAGACUACCUGGAUGUUCUUCACUCUGGGAGUCCAGAUGCACAGCAGGCUUUGCACAGAGGAUAGAACCAGCAAAGCCAUUUUGAUUGAAGUACAAAUUUGAAAGAUUCUUAAAGUGUUUGUUUUAAAGCAUUAUAUUUCCCUUUCUUGAAAGCUGUACCAGCAGUUAGCACUUCAGCACACGGCAGUGGGAGAUCACUGAAAGUUUAGAAUAUCGUGAUUAUGUCGCUCCCAGCAGUUGUCUUCACAGUUGGUCGGGGGAGGAGAAGAGUGAGGAAACGUGUUUUUUGCAGCAGCAGCAGGAUUCAGCAUUCUGAGCCAUCUGGCUUUUGUUAGACAUUUGUAUGUUGCGUUACCACUUUCUGCGUGCUUGAAGAAGUUUCUGCAACCUAAAUUCAUUUGGGAAAAAUGAAGAAAAUCCCCAGGGUCGUUAUUUGGCCAAAGACGAGUCUGUGACGCAGAAUAUUUUUGGAUUUAAACUCAGAAGACAAGGCCAUUUAAUUACAAUCUUCAGUACCACUGUGCAAUGAGACACAAUUUAUACUUCAAAGGGUUUAUACGUUCUAAGUAAUAGUGUUAGUGUUAGUCAGAACAUGAUGCAUUUUUGCUUCACAGAUAAGAAAUAGGCUACCAACAAGAGCAAUGUUUGGACCGACAGGUUGCGAAAAGCUCCAAGUCAUGAAGCAUUUUUCUCACUAUGCUUUCAGACGUUAGUUUAGACAGUGAUUAUUAAUACUAAGUAAGUAUUGUUUGUAAGAGGUUGUUACACUACAGUAAUCCAUCAAAUAUGCCAUCCAUUGAACUACUCUUAAAUUGAAUUCUGGUUGUGCUGAAGGAGGAUAUACAUUAUCCAUCCAUCCAUCAUCUACACCCACUCAUCCUGUCCCAGCAUGCACUGGGCGGGAGGAGGGGCUCACCCCAGACAGGUUGACACUCACAACCUACAGGCAAUCCAGAGUCGCCAGUCAGUCUGACUGUGGAAGGAACCCAGCCAAUGUUUCACAACCUCACAACCCAAAAGUUGCUCUUCCGAUGGGUUAUUAUUUAUCUGUCUAUUAGCUGUCUCUAAAGCUUGUAGUUAUUACUAAUAAACAAUAAAGAAUGCCUCAUGACAAUGUGGUACCAGAUUUUCUACAGUGCAGCUAUAUAGGAGCAUAACAUAUAUAGAAUAAGUCUCUGCAAGAAAAUAUGAGGCCAGUAUUGUUCGUGGACAUCAGAUCACGUUUAUAUCCAGUGAAGAGGGAUCUUUCUCCUAUAGUUUGUGUCUGCGGCUGCUGGAAAAACUAAACCAACUGCACAUUUUCAUCUCAUCAAGCAGCAACUACAUGUCUUGAAUACAGAAUUCAAAAAGUUGUUGUUUGCUGGAGGAAAGUCGACCAUAUCUUUCUCUGUUGGAAGGGUUAUCGUACACACGCUACAGUGUCCACAUGUCCUCAGCUAGCUGGUUUUCUUUUGUGGUGCAGUUUUUGGUGCGUUCCCUCCUGGAAUAUUCUAAUGGGCUUUUAAUCAUUACGAUUUGUAUCUCAUUUUGAAAUCAGUUUAUAAGAUAUAGCACUGCAGUGACAAUUCUGUAUUCACUGUAUAAAUGUUGUUAUCUGGCUUGUUUCCAACAUCUCUCUCCCUCAGUCUUGUAUCAGCUUACUGUGUGUAUAUGUAUAUUUACAUAAUAAUACUUAACUUCAGAAGAAACAGAGAAGCUGCCCUUAUAUUUAAAGCAAAGAAAAUUCCUGCAUCUUGAGAAACAGAAACAGUUGUGACAAGAAUAUUUGCAGGAGGAUAGAGAUGUUCAGAAAUCAGUUUUGAGCAGCUACAGUCGGGAGGUUUCUGAAAUGUCAUGUUUGUUAUUUCAACAGGAAGAUGACUUCUGUAGGUAUCUGGGAUCAAUCUUAAUUUAUUAUGUGGUGCGUGAAGGUUUAAAGAACCGUUCAGAUGGAAUUGUUUCAAUACUUGUACAAUCAUAUUAUUUACCGGCUCUUUCUUUCCUGUAUCUCAUGGAUCCAUGAUUGUGUUUUUUGAACUUGUAUGUUUUUCGUCCGCAGUUGAUUAUAAACCAUGAAGACGACUGAUGGAUGCCUUGAAAUCAUAAACCUGGUGAAUCAAGUGUAUUGUUUGUAUCUGAUCAUCUGCUACCACAAUGUGUCUCAGUCAGUUGUUUGCCCGGAUUUGAAUGUACUAACACGUAACCUGCUGGUGAACCAAAGACUUAUUCAAGGCCUUGUCAGACCUGGUUUCCUCUAAAGUAAAAUUGAUGCUCAUCAAAAACAAAAAAAUCUGAUGCUGGAGGUCAGGGUGGUGACGCUGGUUUGUGCCACUGACAGCACAGUUAUUGUUUACUGUACAUUUACUGUAUGGAAAUAUUUCAAAGCUUGAAUAUGCAGAGGAAACAUUAACGGCAUGUUUGUAAAACUGUUGCUAAUAUUCGAUCUUUGCCUCAAUUAAGAUCAAAGUCUCGUUCUGUUAAAUCUUUUCACUCAGUGGUCUGAUAGCUUGUCUAGUUUUGUGCAAGAUGUGACCAUUUUAGUUAUACUGGGGCAAUUGUCAUUAUACUGGGGCCAGUUUCACACAGAUGUCAGUUGUUAAUAGCAGAUACAUGUGCAGGGCUCCUGUAUGCGGAUGUUUGGGUGACAACUGUCUCAAAGUGAAAUAUCAAAGUGAAAUAUAGGAGCUAGAGGACAUGAGCUCAUGUUGCAUGUUGCAUUUUGCAAAUUUGGAGAAUUCAAACAACAGAGCUGACAUUUAAAUUCUGACUAAAUUCAUGGAGAAAUCAGUCAGAACCACCCACUAAUGUAUUGCGUGUAUUAUUUUUUUUUCAGUAUUUUUUCGGUACUGUAAUUAAAAUAAAGUGUAGCCUCAAUGAAAAGUUAAGAUAUUUAUCAAUAUAUUACUAUUAAUGUAUCUUCAUCCCUGAAGACUGAAAUUGUAUCAACAUAAGGGAUUUUUGAUCAUUUCUCUUCCUCAAACUUGACUAAAGAAAUCUUGCUCUUUUCUGAUAAGCAUUUUGUAUUAUUUUUUUACUUAAAAGAGUUUUUACUGCAAUAAAAACGUAAAAUAUCAACAUGUC